AUGUCCGAGGGCAACGUCCAGCCGCCCCAGGGCGUCCCCGAGUCCCACCAUGCUCAGACCUACCCAGUCCCUUCGGGAUUCAUGAAGUGCGUUUCUCCAACACUCUAUCCAGAUCCUGCAGUGUUGACUUUUGGCGCAGGAAGCAUCCAAAACAGCCCCACAUCGAGUCCAUGGACAUGUACAAGGAAAUGUACAACGAGUCCAUCACCCAACCCGAUCAGUUCUGGGGUACCAAGGCGCGAGAGCUCUUGACUUGGGAGCAGGAUUUCCAGACCGUCCACACAGGCACACUGGCCGGCGGUGACAAUGCCUGGUUCCUCGAGGGCCGACUGAAUGCCUCCUACAACUGCGUGGACCGUCACGCGGCCAAGAACCCGAACAAGCCAGCCAUCAUCUACGAAGCCGACGAGAAGGGCGCGGGCCGCACAAUCACCUACGGAGAGCUCCUCCGCGAAGUCUCGAAGCUAGCCUGGACGCUCAGCCAGAUGGGUGUGAAGAAGGGUGACACCGUUGCCCUCUACCUGCCAAUGAUUCCCGAGGCUGUCAUUGCCUUCCUCGCCUGUACUAGAAUUGGUGCAGUGCACUCGGUGGUAUUCGCCGGUUUCAGUGCCGACUCUCUGCGAGACCGUAUCAUCGAUGCCAAGUCCAAGGUCGUUCUGACCACCGACGAGGGCAAGCGUGGAGGCAAGCUGAUUGGCACCAAGAAGAUCGUGGACGAUGCACUGAAGCAGUGCCCCGAUGUGACACACUGCCUGGUCUACCAAAGGACGGGUGCUGACGUUCCCUGGACAAAGGGUCGGGACUACUGGUGGCACGAGGAAACCGACAAGUGGCCUGCGUACUACCCACCCGAGAGCAUGAACUCUGAAGACCCGCUUUUCCUGCUCUACACCUCGGGCUCUACUGGCAAGCCUAAGGGUGUCAUGCACACCACGGCAGGCUACCUCUUGGGAGCGGCGAUGACUGGCAAAUAUGCCUUUGAUAUUCACGAUUCUGAUGUCUUCUUCUGUGGAGGUGACGUGGGUUGGAUCACAGGACACACCUACGUUGUUUACUCGCCGCUGGUUCUCGGUGUAGCGACUGUUGUCUUCGAAGGCACUCCGGCCUACCCAGACUUCAGCAGAUACUGGGAUGUGUGCGAGCAGCAUGCAGUCACACAAUUCUACGUUGCACCAACCGCGCUCCGAUUGUUGAAGCGGGCGGGCGACGAGCACGUCAAGCACCAGAUGAAGUCGCUGCGUGUGCUUGGCUCUGUUGGCGAGCCAAUCGCACCCGAGGUCUGGAAGUGGUACCACGAGAUUGUCGGAAAGAACGAGGCACACAUUGUGGACGUAAGUGCCGGGAAGCCGAGCUCAGUACUAUUAUGAGCUUCGUGUUGCAAACGACUGACCUCGCGUAACAGACAUACUGGCAAACCGAGACCGGCUCGCACGUCAUCACGCCCCUUGGUGGUCUCACUCCCACGAAGCCCGGAUCCGCCUCUCUCCCCUUCUUCGGCAUCGAGCCCGCGAUCAUCGACCCAGUCAGCGGCGAGGAAAUCAACGGCAACGACGUCGAGGGCGUGCUCGCCUUCAAGCAGGCAUGGCCCUCGAUGGCACGCACCGUCUACGGCGCGCACAAGAGAUAUAUGGAUACGUACCUGAACGUGUACAAGGGAUACUACUUCACGGGCGACGGCGCAGCCCGCGACUUCGAGGGCUACUACUGGAUCCGAGGGCGAGUCGACGACGUGGUCAACGUGUCCGGCCACCGUCUGUCCACGGCGGAGAUUGAAGCCGCGCUGAUCGACCACCACGCCGUGGGCGAGGCGGCGGUCGUCGGUAUCAACGACGAGCUCACCGGCCAGGCCGUCAAUGCCUUCGUGUCGAUUAAGGAUGGGAACGAAAUCAACGACGCGCUGAAGAAGGACUUGAUCCUGCAGGUCAGGAAGUCGAUUGGGCCCUUCGCGGCCCCCAAGGCGGUCUUCAUCAUCCCCGACCUGCCCAAGACCCGAUCGGGCAAGAUCAUGCGCCGUAUUCUGAGGAAGAUUCUGGCCGGCGAGGAGGACCAGCUCGGGGAUACUUCGACGCUGGCUGACCCUUCGGUCGUGGACAAGAUCAUUGAGAACGUGCACGACGCCAAGGGCAAGAAAUAG
This is a messenger RNA of Lecanosticta acicola, 2134 nucleotides long. Lineage: Eukaryota; Fungi; Ascomycota; Dothideomycetes; Mycosphaerellales; Mycosphaerellaceae. The record is from the annotation of a GenBank genome assembly.